Messenger RNA from Pyricularia oryzae 70-15, 3280 nucleotides. Its product is annotated as nuclear and cytoplasmic polyadenylated RNA-binding protein pub1. The record is from RefSeq and is a predicted model, not a curated record. Lineage: Eukaryota; Fungi; Ascomycota; Sordariomycetes; Magnaporthales; Pyriculariaceae. The transcript has 6 exons. Gene Ontology annotation, molecular function: RNA binding. The coding region runs from base 932 to 2371 and encodes 479 amino acids.
GCAUUUUUUCCUCUUCUCUCUUCUCUUCUAUCUGCUGUCUUCACCAUUUGAGAAAUCAAGUCACGGAUCGGAUCGGUUGCUGUUGAGACGCCUUGGGAGGAUAUUUCCUUUUCCUUUAACGUCGUCUUUCCUCAUUCCUCUCCGUAGUACUAUUGUCUCCAAGUCUUCCUUGUCCGCGCUCUGCUGCGUUUCUUGUUGUCCAUUGGCUAAGUGGAUUUAUUCGUCAACCUAUUCUGGACGCUCUACUGCUCCCCUAUCUUUUUCGCCUUGCCCUCUCUCUAUCCACCCUUACAUUGAUUACAUCUACUAUCUAUCGUAGGCGUCCUGUCCAAUCCGUCUCAUAAAAAUCUCGUCUAGUCUUGUUUUUCUAGCUCCGGUUCUGACAUCGGGGUACGUAUUUCUUCUGUUCGCGCCAGCGCCAGUUGAAAAGAGCUACGGCCUUGUCCCUGUCGCCCCCUGUGCGCACAAGCCACCCACCACCGUGGAGAUUUUGAACAAGUUUGAGCCUUGUCGCCUUACGAAAUCUGUUUGGUGCCUGACGACUUUUGUCGCCAACAACGGUCGCGGAACCACUUUGACGCCACUCCCGUGCGAGAUACAUAUCAUACUUCAUUUGUGCGAAUCCUCGCCGAACACGUUUACUGGCGCGCCAGAGUUUCCCCUCCUUUUGCACCCCGGAAAGCGUGUCGGCAUCGAAUUUCUUUUGUCAUUGUUCUUUUUGUUCUUCACUUGCGUGUUGCAGAAGCCAAUCAACUUUUUUUUUUAGCUCGAUUUCUGUCACGGCCAAAGCUCCUUCCUCCACAACUUAGCGUCCGCCCUUCGCCCCUUCCCCUCCCGUCGUCGAUAUCGGCCUCUUGGGUCCUCUUGACUGAUUACUUCAAUCACUCGGAUCGAAAAUCGUCAAUCGACCCUUCCCCCUCCCAACCUCACGAUGACUGACAACGGAGCUCCUGCCCCGGGCACUCAGCUGCCUCCCCCGCCCCAGGCCAAUGCUGGUGCGCCGGGCUUCGACAACCCGCAGAACGGUCAAUCCGGUCCCAUGGCCCCUCCGCCUCUGCACAUUCCCCAGAACACCAACCCGAUCCCGACCGCCAUUACAUCGCCCAUGGGAGGUGGGGACCAGAGUGCUCUGAUGUCUCCGGGUGGUACCUUCACCCGACGCACUGCGCCUGAGCCUAACAAGCGCGCGCUCUACGUCGGUGGCCUGGACGCUCGGGUCACUGAGGACGUGCUGCGCCAGAUCUUUGAGACGACCGGCCAUGUGCAGAACGUCAAGAUCAUCCCGGACAAGAACGCCAAGGGCUACAACUACGGUUUCGUCGAGUAUGAUGACCCUGGAGCGGCUGAUCGUGCCAUGCAGACCUUGAACGGCAGGAGAGUUCACCAGUCUGAAAUCCGAGUCAAUUGGGCCUACCAGGCCGCCACCAGCGCAACCAAGGAGGACACGUCCAACCACUUCCAUAUCUUCGUCGGUGAUCUCUCCAAUGAGGUCAAUGACGAAGUCCUUACGCAGGCCUUCUCCGUAUUUGGCUCUGUGUCCGAGGCGCGUGUGAUGUGGGACAUGAAAACCGGCCGAUCCCGUGGUUAUGGCUUCGUCGCAUUCCGCGACCGCUCCGAUGCCGAGAAGGCACUCAGCUCCAUGGAUGGCGAGUGGCUCGGUUCCCGUGCCAUCCGCUGCAACUGGGCAAACCAGAAGGGUCAACCCUCGAUUGCGCAGCAGCAGGCCAUGUCGGCCGUGGGAAUGACCCCCACGACGCCGUUCGGUCACCACCACUUUCCCACUCACGGAAUGCAGAGCUACGAGAUGGUUGUCAACCAGACGCCCGCCUACCAGACCACCUGCUACGUCGGAAACCUCACCCCGUACACCACCGCCAAUGACGUGGUUCCGUUGUUCCAGAACUUUGGCUACGUGGUUGAGUCUCGAUUCCAAGCGGAUCGUGGUUUCGCUUUCAUCAAGAUGGAUAGCCACGAGAACGCCGCUCAGGCCAUCUGCGGCCUCAACGGGUACAACGUGAACGGACGGCCUCUCAAGUGCAGCUGGGGUAAAGAUAAGAACUCGACCAACCCUCAGGGCAACUUCGACCCUUCGCAAGCCUUCAGCCCUCAGAGUGCCGGAGGCCCUGGCUUCCCUGGAACUCCCUCGACCUACUUCCCGCAGUACGGCGGCCAAUUCAGCGGCCCCCAGGGCAACUUUGGCCCCAACUCGGCGCAGUCUCCCGCAGGCUUCCAACAGCCUAUGCCAUUCAGCAACCCGCCCAGCGCAGGCGGCUAUGGUCGCGGACAGCAGGCACCAAAUGCUCAGUGGUCGUCACCGCAGGGCCAGCCUCAGAACUUCAACAACAACGGCUUCUCGGGCUACCAAGGCUAACCAUCUCGUUGUUGUCCUAAGCCCAAGCGUCUUGUAUCCCAUAUCCGCCAUGUGAACCCGAAGGGGUUCAUGUGAACGGCACAGGUUUGCUCGUGGAUAAAUCGCAUGGGAGAGAUAAAACGAGGCCAAAAAAACAAAACGUCUGUGCUCGCAGUGAAGCGUCUUGUUUUCGCUUGACUGCAAUAUUUUAUGUUCUAGGAGCACUUGUUCUUACUCUCGACUGGAAGCUUUUCUGAUUUUUCGUUUACUUUUCCGAUGCUCUUGUGGUUUACAAAAUGGAUGGGAUGGUCUUUUCUUCCCCGGUUUCAAUGGCUCGUGUUUCCUAACGAGUCCCCAGAUGUCUCUCUGUUCUCUUCCUCUCGUUGUCGUCGAUUUCUCCUCUAUGCUGGUAUGUUAUGCGAGGCAUUUACAAUAUCCUGAGUUUUGGCCCUUUGUAGUAUUGCACGCAUUGUCACCCUUUGACGAGGGAAAAAGUUUUCGUUCGAUUUGAUUUCCUUGCUGGAUACCACCUCGAGCAUAGUGGACUGCGUUCUUCGACUUCCUCCUUUUCGACUCUUAUGACUUACGAAUUUUUGCUACUUCCUGCAAACCAUGUCCUUAAUAUUCGUGUCUUGCCACAUAUUUGGCCACCGGUUCUAAACAUUGAUAACCCUUUCUUUUCUUUCGCAUUAUUACGGAUGGGACGAUCUUUGAUUUCUAUUUGUCUUUAGUGUCCCAAAAAAGAUGGGCUUUGUGUUUUAAUCCAUCUGGGCCUAACUGGCCGGGGAUGAUCUAUGGUGGAAGUAGACAGACUGCUACAACAAAAAAAAAAAGGCGCCGCCCGAUCCAACGAAUUUAAAAAGCCAGCUUGGUUGAAUUUAUGCAAGUAUAAAGCCAUAGAGAAGUUUUGCUAGAAUGGCGUUUUGGUUG